Messenger RNA from Dicrocoelium dendriticum, 1101 nucleotides. The record is from the annotation of a GenBank genome assembly. NCBI's taxonomy places the organism in Eukaryota, Metazoa, Platyhelminthes, Trematoda, Plagiorchiida, Dicrocoeliidae.
AUGGAUUUCAAACGUCCUUUGGCUGGUGUUGCCACUAUGUCGAUGGUUCCUUUGCCCGCCAAAAAAGCUCGCUAUGAGUCCCCAAGCUUUACAUUGGCCACUUUCGGAGGACAGGCCGGCAAACCGGGAUCGCAGAUUAUACCCGCCGGCAAACCGGGUAGUAUACCUCGAUCAUCAAAUUUGAUGUCGCCUAAUUUGCUUUUGAACGGGCAUGACAGUGAAAUAUACUGUGGCAAAUUUUCUCAUGACGGCACUUUUCUGGUGAGUGCUGGGUUUGACCGCCGAAUUUUGUUAUGGGAAACCUUCGGCGAAUGCGAAAACAUUGCUACACUUAUAGGACACGGUGGAGCCAUUCUAGAUAUCGCAUUAUCCUCCGACGACUCCGUCAUUUAUUCUGCCAGCUCCGACAAAUCAGUUGCCCUGUGGGACACGGAAAGUGGGCAACGGAUCAAAAAAUUUCGUGGCCACCAAAACUUUGUGAAUGCAUGCGAUGUUGCACGUCGUGGGCCUCAGCUCGUCUGCUCCGGAUCCGACGAUGGCACGGUGCGUUUGUGGGACCGAAGACAGAGGACACACGUGCAAAGCUUUCAAAAUGUUUAUCAGGUGCUCGCGGUCACUUUCAGUGAUACUGCCGAGAUGAUAUUCUCCGGUGGCAUUGACAAUGUCGUCAAAGGAUGGGAUUUGCGCAAGCUUGAUGCCUCCAUGCUACUCACGGGUCACACAGACACGGUGACCGGAUUAGCGGUCAGCGCCGAUGGAUCAUUUCUGUUGUCGAAUGGAAUGGACAAUUACCUGCGCAUAUGGGAUAUCAGACCGUACGCGCCGGCCGAACGAUGUGUCAAAACGUUUGUCGGUCAUCAGCACACUUUUGAGAAGAACCUGUUGCGAUGUGCCUGGUCUGCAGACGGUCUCCGUAUCACAUGUGGAAGCGGAGAUCGCUAUGUGCAUGUGUGGGACACGGCGACAAGACAGUUGGUGUACAAGCUACCCGGGCACACGGCCUCCGUGAACGAGACGGCAUUUCAUCCCCAAGAACCCAUUUUACUAUCUGUUGGGAGUGAUAAGAAGAUUUUUCUCGGUGAAAUAUUGCCGCCGAUAUAG